ACCUAUUGAAUUUGAAGUGUAUUGUAGUAGUGCACAAAAGAAAGAUAAAAAAAAAAAAAGAAAAAAAGCAGAGUCCCUCUUCGAAGCUUAUCUCAGCAGCAGAGUAACACCAAUGGGGGAGGAAGAGAAGAAAACAGAGGAACCGAAGAAGAAAGAAGAAACCAAGCCAGAGGAAACAAAAGAUGAAGCUGCUGUUCCUGCGCCACCUCCGGCAGAGAUUUUGCUGAAAGUUUUCAUGCAUUGUGAAAGCUGUGCUCGGAAAGUUCGUCGGUCGUUGAAAGAUUUUCCAGGUGUUGAAGAAGUGAUAACUGAUUGCAAGUCUCAUACGGUGGUUGUGAAAGGAGAGAAAGCGGAGCCAUUGAAGGUUUUGGAAAGGGUUCAGAAGAAGAGUCAUAGAAAGGUUGAGCUUCUUUCUCCGAUCCCAAUUGCUCCUGAGGAGGAAAAACCUGCUGAGGAAGAGAAGGCUGCACCUGAAGAGGAGAAGAAAGAUGAGCCUCAGAUUGUGAUUACUGUCCUUAAAGUUCACAUGCAUUGUGAAGCUUGUGCAGAGGAAAUCAAAAAACGGAUACUUAAAAUGAAUGGAGUGGAAUUGGUGGAAACUGAUCUGAAGAACUCCGAGGUAAGUGUGAAGGGGGUGUAUGAUCCAGCAAUGUUGGUUGAAUAUGUGUACAAGAGAAUUGGGAAGCAUGCAGUGAUCAUGAAGGAAGAGAAAGUGGAUGUGGAAGCCAAAGCUGAGGAAGAGAAGAAAGAGGAGAAAGUUGAAGAAGUGGCAAAGAAGAAAGAAGAAGGAGAGGGUGAGGCCAAGCCACAAGAAGAGGAGAAAGAAGCAGAAGAAACAAAUGUGGAAGAGGAGAUGAAGAAAUAUCAAUACUACUAUAAUCCAUCCAUGAAUUUGUAUGCAUACCCAGAAAUUGGAUAUCCUGCAUACCCAGCUGCUUACUAUCAAGCAUACCCUCCACCACCGCCGCCGGCGCCACAAAUGUUCAGUGAUGAGAACCCAAAUGCUUGCAGCGUCAUGUGAAAUUGCAAAUUUGAGAAACAUCAAAGGUUGUACUGGAAAUCUGGAAAA
Medicago truncatula (barrel medic) is the source of this 1069-nucleotide messenger RNA. Its product is annotated as heavy metal-associated isoprenylated plant protein 7. The transcript has 4 exons. Lineage: Eukaryota; Viridiplantae; Streptophyta; Magnoliopsida; Fabales; Fabaceae. The record is from RefSeq and is a predicted model, not a curated record. Bases 113 to 1021 code for a protein of 302 amino acids. Gene Ontology annotation, molecular function: metal ion binding.